AUGGUGCUCAACGAUAUCAUCGAACAAGCGGCAAUAGACCGCACUCAGGUGAACGGGCCCACUGAAAGAGAAAGGACCCAUUUUGGAGGCGAUGAGGAGACGGAGUCGAGAGAUCAUCUCGGCUACGUUCCCGAGUACGCCUCCGAAGCAGGGUCCAUAGAGGGCAUGUCCUCUGUGUCCAGCUACGACCAUCCGCCCCUCAAGGAGCGAUUUGUCGCCGGCUGUCUCAAGUUUGUCGACAUCCUCUGCGUCUGGGACUGCUGCUGGUGCUGGGUACGGGUUCAAGAGCUAGUCGCCCUCAUCGUCUUUGACCCCUUCAUGGAGCUCUUCAUCACACUGUGCAUUGUCGUCAACACGCUCUUUAUGGCCAUCGAUCACUACCAAAUGGACAAAGACAUUGACCAAAUUCUCUUCAAUGGAAACUUGUUUUUUACCUUUAUUUUUGGCAUCGAAGCAGGCUUCAAGCUGAUAGCCCUAAGUCCAAAGUUUUAUUUUCGAGAAGGCUGGAACAUAUUUGACUUUGUCAUUGUAGUUUUGUCCCUACUUGAGCUCAGUCUUGCAUCGGUAAACUUGUCUGGCUUGUCUGUUUUGCGUUCAUUCCGUUUGCUGCGUGUUUUCAAGCUGGCCAAAUCAUGGCCCACUCUAAACUUGCUCAUCUCAAUCAUGGGUAAAACUGUCGGUGACUUGGGUAAUCUCACAUUUGUGCUGGCCAUUAUUAUCUUCAUCUUUGCCGUCAUGGGAAUGCAGCUUUUCGGCAAGUACUACACAGCCGAAAACUUCAAAGGGAAGGACAUACCUCGCUGGAACUUCUGUGAUUUCAUGCACUCCUUUAUGAUCGUCUUUCGGGUGCUCUGCGGCGAGUGGAUUGAGUCGAUGUGGGACUGCAUGCAUGUUUCGGGCAAUGUCUGUGUGCCCUUCUUCCUCACCACGGUCGUCAUUGGCAAUCUGGUGGUGCUCAAUCUCUUUCUCGCCCUUCUGCUCGCCUCUUUUGGCGCCUCCAACUUAUCGGCGCCCUCUUCCGACAGUGCCGACACUAAGAAGCUGCAGGAGGCUUUUGAUCGAUUCUCACGCGGCGGAAAGUGGGUCAAGAACAAAAUUCUUCAACUUAUGAAGUACAUACGCUCUAAAACGCGUAAUCAAAUAGGCGAUCAAACUGCCGAUCGACCACCGCACGAAGAUAUGCUCGCAGACAUGGAAAUGACCAUGAUGACCACCACCUGUCAUCACGGCGAUGUCAUCUACGUCGAUGGUGGCCUGAGCUUGAACAAAUCAAUGGCGAACAAUACCAGAGCGGUGGCAGACUCUGAGCUAGAGCUGAGACUGCUGAGAGCUUCGGCCAAUCUACGCAACGGCGGAAGUGGCGCUAAUGUGGGCAACCUCUCCAACCAAGCGCCAAUGGGAAACAAUGUGCAGGCCUCACUGGCGGUUCCAGGUGCAAACAAUGCUCAAAACGCUGUGGGCCGAUUGCCUGUCACCACAAAUGGCAAUGGCCUCAACUCGAGGGCAUCUUCCACUGUAGCCACAGCGGCGCGUCUCCCACUCUCACAGGCUCAAUCGGACAAUGGAAACGAGGAUGAAAGCGGCGAUGAAAGUGCAACGUCCAGUGAGGAGGCGGACGCCGGUGAACACGAGACAUCAGGCUCCAAUGAAGAGCUACCGGAAAGUCGAGUUCGUCGGCGGCGGCGGAGAAAGAAAGCGCUCAGCACGACUCAUUCCAGUGAUCAACUGCUCAAUUUGGAACAGCAAAGUCAGGAGGAAGGACAGCAGGGCAAUGAGGGCAAUGAGGUGCUUUCCCUGAUGGUGCCCACUGGUUUUGGCGUUGGCCAACUGUCCAGCAUGACGCCGAACAUGCAAAUGAACGGCGCCCUGGACACCUCCGCUACCAGCCUCAAUGCCAGUGGAGACAAAAUAGACACUGCCACUGCCGAUGUCAUAAUCAGCGAGUACCCUGCCGAGUGCUUUCCCGACAACAUGUACCAGUACUGCCCUUGGUGUCUGGCUGAAACUCCCUUCUGGAUCAGGUGGAAGGAAAUUCGCCUAAGAUGCUACCAGACGGUGGAGCACAAGUACUUUGAGACGCUGGUCAUUACGCUCAUUCUCAUCAGCAGCUUGGCCCUGGCUCUAGAAGACGCCAACUUUAAGAAAAACCCUGUUUUCAUGGAGUACCUUGCCAUUGUGGACAAGUUCUUUACAGUGAUUUUCUUUUUUGAAAUGCUCGUCAAGUGGCUAGCAUUUGGUUUUGUCAAAUACUUUACCAAUGCCUGGUGCUGGCUUGACUUUGUCAUUGUCAUGACAUCAAUCUUGAAUUUGUGUGUCAGCUUUCUGGGCUUGUCUAGAAUACCUGCCUUCAAGACGAUGCGGACUUUACGGGCACUGCGACCUCUGCGAGCAAUGUCCCGUCUUGAAGGGAUGCGCGUGGUCGUUAAUGCUUUAGUACAGGCCAUCCCAGCCAUCUUCAAUGUGCUGCUUGUCUGUCUCAUCUUCUGGCUCAUUUUUUCCAUCAUGGGCGUACAGUUGUUUAUGGGAAAGUUUUACCAGUGCAUUGAUCGGACAACUCGCCAAAAACUGAACUCUUCAUAUGUGCCCAACUACAAAGCUUGCAUUGCCCGAAAUCACACCAUAUGGUUUAACCCUCAAAUUAACUUUGACAAUGUUCCUAACGCAUAUCUCGCACUUUUCCAAGUGGCAACCUUCAAAGGGUGGCUAGACAUCAUGAACAAUGCCAUCGACUCGAGGCAAGACCAUCUCGACCAGCCAGAAAAGGAAGGCAACAUUUACAUGUAUCUCUACUUUGUCUUCUUCAUUAUGUUUGGUGCCUUUUUUACGCUAAAUCUGUUUAUUGGUGUGAUUAUUGACAACUUUAAUGAACAAAAGAAAAAAGCCGGCGGCUCACUAGAGAUGUUCAUGACAGAGGACCAGAAAAAGUACUACAAUGCAAUGAAGAAAAUGGGCUCCAAAAAACCUAUGAAGGCUAUUCCUCGACCAAGGUUCAAACUGCAAGCUAUUAUUUUUGAUAUAACAACAAACAAAAAGUUUGACAUGAUCAUCAUGCUUUUCAUUGCUUUGAACAUGAUCAUUAUGUCUAUGGAUCAGUACAAGCAAGAGCGAACCUUGGGAAGCAUUCUUGAAAGCCUCAACCACUUUUUCAUCGUCAUUUUUACCAGCGAGUGUUUGCUCAAAAUAUUUGCUCUCCGGUGGCACUACUUCAAGGAGCCUUGGAAUAUGUUUGAUUUUGUUGUGGUUAUUCUUUCCAUUCUGGGUGUCUUACUGAAAGACAUUAUUGCCAAAUACAUUGUGUCUCCCACUUUGCUUAGGGUGGUUCGCGUUGUCAAAGUCGGUCGAGUCUUGCGCCUGGUCAAAGGAGCUCGAGGCAUUCGAACGCUGCUCUUUGCACUGGCCAUGUCCUUGCCGGCUCUCUUCAACAUUUGUUUACUACUUUUUCUUGUCAUCUUCAUCUACGCCAUCUUUGGAAUGUCCUUCUUCAUGAACGUCAAACAACGCUACGGCAUCGAUGAGACCUUCAACUUUAGUACCUUCUUUAAGUCUUUUAUACUGCUUUUUCAAAUGUCUACUUCUGCCGGGUGGGCCGAGGUGCUGGCAGCAAUCAUGGACGACCAGGACUGUACACCGACAAGGGGCGACAAUGAAGGGGACUGUGGCAACAAGAGCAUUGCCAUUGUCUUUCUCAUCUCCUACCUCAUCAUUUCCUUCCUCAUUAUUAUCAACAUGUACAUUGCCGUCAUCUUGGAGAACUACAGCCAGGCAACUGAAGACGUGCACGAGGGUCUCACUGAUGACGACUACGACAUGUACUACGAAAUAUGGCAAAAGUUUGACCCAAAAGGAACGCAAUUCAUUUCCUAUUCGCAGUUGUCUGACUUUGUGCACACUCUAGAGGAGCCGUUGCAAAUCCCCAAGCCAAAUAAGUUCAAAUUGAUCUCUAUGGACAUUCCUAUCUGUGUGGAGGACAAGGUCUACUGCGUGGACAUUCUCGAUGCACUGACGAAAGACUUCUUUGCGCGCAAAGGUCACGUCAUCGAGGAGUCUGUUGAGCUGGCCGAAGUGGCGCCCCUGAAGAUGGGAGAGUUUGAGCACAUCAGCAGCACACUGUGGCGUCAGCGAGAGGUCCACUGUGCAAGAAUACUCCAGAAAGGCUGGCGCGACUAUGUGGCUAGCAGAAGAGCAGGUGAAACGGGGCAAAAGUUGGAUCGAAUAGAGGAAGGCGACGAAGAACAAAGUGCACCCAGUGAACGCCACGAAAUGUAA
This is a messenger RNA of Rhagoletis zephyria (snowberry fruit fly), 4266 nucleotides long. Lineage: Eukaryota; Metazoa; Arthropoda; Insecta; Diptera; Tephritidae. The record is from RefSeq and is a predicted model, not a curated record.